Molecule: messenger RNA, 282 nt
Organism: Staurois parvus
Lineage: Eukaryota; Metazoa; Chordata; Amphibia; Anura; Ranidae
Source: the annotation of a GenBank genome assembly
GCAUCUUUCUAUAACAUACUGCCAUUACUGAGAUCUGCUGCAGAGAAAAAGAUUGGCCAACAUGUAUCAUACAUACACUGUUACAACCAGGGGUGGACUGACAACUCAUGGGGCCCCUGGGCAAUAGGUGAUCAUGGGGCCCCUAUGUCCUUGCCCACACCCAAAAAAGCCAAUGAAAAAGCCAAUGAAAGGUACCAGGGGCAUCUCAUGGGGCCCCCUACUGAUGCCAGGCCCUCGGGCAGUGCCCGAGUGCUCGAAUGGUCAGUCCGCCCCUGGUUACAA